Messenger RNA from Exaiptasia diaphana, 2121 nucleotides. RefSeq lists its product as uncharacterized. The transcript has 11 exons. Bases 1 to 1890 code for a protein of 629 amino acids. NCBI's taxonomy places the organism in Eukaryota, Metazoa, Cnidaria, Anthozoa, Actiniaria, Aiptasiidae. Gene Ontology annotation, cellular component: voltage-gated potassium channel complex. Gene Ontology annotation, biological process: potassium ion transmembrane transport. Gene Ontology annotation, molecular function: protein binding; delayed rectifier potassium channel activity. The record is from RefSeq and is a predicted model, not a curated record.
AUGUUGACUAAACCAGAUGCACACACUAGGAGUAUUAUAUCACGCGACCAACUUCUAAUCUUCGAUCCAGGUGAAGACGAAAACGUUUGGCCCAAUAAAACUGUCCGUUUGCCAGGGAAUUGGGAACAUUGGUCGCAUUGCAAUCCAAGUUGUGGUUUGGGUCAUGUGACUCGUCGAAGACUUUGCUCUGCUAAACCUGCAGUUGUUCUGGCAAACAUCAAUAAGACUUUAGGCAGUUGGAACGAAACUAGAUUGUGCUCCAAUAGACGGCCUUGCUCAGUCAUGCCUCCGUCUAACGUCACUGCUCACAAUACGAGCUCAACAUCGUUAAUUGUUUCGUGGAGUCGACUACUCCCAGAAUACAAUGUCAGCUAUCAAGUAACUUUAGAAACAAAAUAUAAUUCAAUCAUUUCCAAUGUGACCGCGUCUUGGGUAGAAUUCACUGGACUUAAAAAAUAUACCACGUUCUGCGCACGCAUAGUGACGGUCAUUAUGAAUUUGAGGAGCAAUGCCAGUAGUUGUAUAUAUGUGACCACCGACGAAGAUGAGCCGACUGAUUGUCCUUGUCCAAAGAGGUUCGAUAUUCGGUUGUUGGUAAAACCACCUUAUGUGAUACCAAGAUACAAUCUUACACCCUCCGGUCUCAUCGUCAAAUCACUGACACGCCUCAUUAAAAACGUUUGUCAUGAUAGCUCAUGUAUACCGUAUAAAGUCAAGUACGAAUAUUGUAAUCGAUCAAAAUUGCUGCAAGAACGCGCAGACUUUUUACUUCCAAGCAGCGACGAUGAUUCUCCCCUUGGUUUCACUUAUUUACCACUUAUUAAGGUACCUGGGUUUGUUCUCUUUCGAAAGGAAAAGUCGGCCAUGRUGUACGCACAGACAUUAGCUUGGUCCGUGUUCCAGUGUUGGCCGUUAUUAGCUAUCAACAUUUCUAUGGCUUUGUUGGCGGGAAUUCUAAUAUGGCUUGUGGACUCCUCUCAGAAUCAAGCCCACUUUCCUGUAUCGUUUGUUAAGGGCGUUCAGGAAUCAUUCUGGUGGUCUUUUGUUACUAUGACAACUAUCGGGUAUGGUGAUCGGGUUCCAAAGUCRUGUGCUGGACGAGUUCUUACAGUAGUUUGGUCCUUGAUUGGAAUCGUUCUCAUCUCGCUAUUAACAAGCGCCUUAACGACAUCUUUGAUAGUAACAGUUGUAAUGGAAAAUGUCAUCGUUGAUGCAGGAUUAAGGGUUGCAGCACUGGACGGCUCUUAUGAGCAAAGAAAAGCUWAUCAAAUAUCUGUCAACAAAUAUCCAGCAUUAUCAUACAGCAACAUGCAGUCCCUGCACAAAGCGUUUGUACUCGGCGACAUUGAUGCAGUUCUCGUUGACCUUCAUACUGCUUGGUAUUACAGACAUUUAUUCAACAAAUCCAGGAAAAARAUGAUCAAUCAAGAGUUUACCUAUGGAGUUUUAGUUGGUGGCAAAGCUAAGUCAUUUGUACAACUUUUGAAAACUAGUGCAUUGACUGAAGACAUGAAUGCWAUGGGAUUUUUUAAGGAGAUGGAUAGUGACCACACAUUGCAGAGAGGUGCAUUAAUGGAGUCAGUCGGACGUCAAAUUGACUUUCUUGAUCCAGAGAACGACUUGUAUUAUCUCGUAAUGUCAUUGCUGUCAGGUCUACUUGUCGUGCUYGUUGUGAUUGGUUUUUGGGCUUCYAACAAAAUCUGUAAGACAUCCUCAUCAGUGCAAGCAGAACGACUUGUUUCACUACAUGGUUACACUUCAACACUGAGAAAAAUGGUAGACGUCUUUCACCAAGACUUUAUCAAUACAUAUCAUGAUUUGAAAAUACGACACCAAGACGAGAUGCGCACGUUAAUUCUACUGAAGAAGACAAACAUUGAUUUAACAUGACUAUAUAUAUUAGCUCAUUCCGUAUCAAAUGACGCGAACCAUGUUGAUCAGGUACGUUUGUAACUGUAAAGGGCUAUGUCGAUUUAAUCAAUAAACGCCGUCCUUCUAUGCAUUGGUGGAACUCAACUUAAUGGUAGCUAAUCAAACAAUAGAAAACAAUAGGCGUGGUUUUACAUUGUUUAGUGGAAUGAGUAAAUUCAAUGGAUAAAAUAAAUUCAAAAGUCAACCGAC